GCCUCUUGCUCUGGCCACCAGAGGGCGCCUCCCUGCUUCCGCUCUCUGCCAAGGCGCAUGCGCGCUCUCCUCCGCCUCAGUUGCUCUUCCGGCGCGAAGGUCAGGGACAAGAUGGUGCCGCCGGUACGAGUGUCUCCGCUCAUCAAGCUCGGCCGCUACUCCGCGCUGGUUGUCGGCAUCGCCUAUGGAACCAAGCGCUACAGCUACCUGAAACCUCGGGCCGAGGAGGAGCGGAGGAUAGCCGCGGAGGAGAAGCAGAGGCAGGAUGAGCUGAAACGCAUUGAGAGGAAACUGGCGGAAGCCCGGGAUGACAGUAUACUGAAGUGAGAGGUGCUAGCAGCCUGCAUUGCCCCAGACGAAUAAAGCUUCCGAGUGAUGCUCUG
Molecule: messenger RNA, 383 nt
Organism: Heterocephalus glaber (naked mole-rat)
Lineage: Eukaryota; Metazoa; Chordata; Mammalia; Rodentia; Bathyergidae
Gene: Atp5me
Product: ATP synthase membrane subunit e
Biological process (GO): proton motive force-driven ATP synthesis
Cellular component (GO): proton-transporting ATP synthase complex
Molecular function (GO): proton transmembrane transporter activity
Source: RefSeq, a predicted model, not a curated record